CCCAGUCCCACAGUUUGGAAACAUGUCCAUGCAAGAGGACAUGCAAUCCCAGAAGCUCUGGUCAAGGAUCCAUAAGUCUCAAAGAGACUUAGCAAAGUCCAUCCUGAUUGGGGCUCCAGGAGGGCCGGCAGGGUACCUGCGGCGGGCCAGUGUGGCCCAGCUGACUCAGGAGCUGGGCAAUACCUUCUUCCAGCGGCAGCAGCUGUCAGCCGCUAUGGCAGACACCUUCCUGGAACACCUCUGCCUGUUGGACAUUGACUCCGAGCCCGUGGCCGCUCGCAGCACCAGCAUCAUUGCCACCAUCGGGCCGGCAUCUCGCUCCGUGGAGCGCCUCAAGGAGAUGAUCAAGGCUGGGAUGAACAUCGCGCGACUCAAUUUCUCCCACGGCUCCCACGAGUACCACGCUAAGUCCAUCGCCAACAUCCGGGAGGCGGUGAAGAGCUUUGCAACUUCUCCGCUCAGCAACCGACCCGUGGCCAUAGGUCUGGACACCAAGGGGCCGGAGAUACGCACUGGGAUCUUGCAGGGGGGCCCGGAGUCGGAAGUGGAGCUGGAGAAGGGCGCCCGGGUGCUGGUGACCGUGGACCCGGCCUUCCAGAUGCGGGGGGACGCGAGCACCGUGUGGGUGGACUACCCCAAUAUCAUCCGCGUCGUGUCAGUGGGGAGCCACAUCUACAUUGACGACGGGCUCAUCUCCUUAGCGGUCAAGAAAAUCGGCCCAGAGGGACUGGAGACCGAAGUGGAGAAUGGCGGUGUCCUGGGCAGUCGGAAGGGCGUGAACCUGCCGGGCGCCCAGGUGGACCUGCCUGGGCUGUCGGAGCAAGAUGUCCGGGACCUGCGCUUUGGGGUGGACCAUGGCGUGGACAUCAUCUUUGCCUCCUUUGUUCGGAAAGCCAGCGACGUGACUGCCGUCAGGGCUGCUCUGGGGCCGGAAGGAAAGACCAUCAAGAUCGUUAGCAAAAUCGAGAACCACGAAGGCGUGAAGAAGUUUGAUGAAAUCCUGGAAGUAAGCGAUGGCAUCAUGGUGGCGCGGGGUGACCUGGGCAUCGAGAUCCCCGCUGAAAAGGUCUUCCUCGCUCAGAAGAUGAUGAUCGGUCGUUGCAACUUGGCGGGCAAGCCCGUUGUCUGUGCCACACAGAUGCUGGAGAGCAUGAUCACUAAGCCCAGGCCCACUCGGGCAGAGACGAGCGACGUGGCCAACGCUGUGCUGGAUGGGGCAGACUGCAUCAUGCUGUCGGGGGAGACUGCUAAGGGCAAGUUUCCUGUGGAGGCUGUAAAGAUGCAGCAUGCGAUUGCCCGGGAGGCAGAGGCUGCGGUGUACCACCGCCAGCUAUUCGAGGAGCUGCGCCGGGCAGCACCCCUGAGCCGUGAUCCCACUGAGGUCAUUGCUAUCGGCGCUGUGGAGGCGGCCUUCAAGUGCUGUGCUGCAGCCAUCAUCGUUCUGACCUCGACAGGCCGCUCAGCCCAGCUCCUGUCUCGGUACCGACCUCGGGCAGUAGUCAUUGCUGUCACCCGCUCUGCCCAGGCUGCCCGCCAGUCCCACCUGUGCCGAGGAGUCUUCCCCUUGGUCUACAGUGAACCUCCAGAGGCCGUCUGGGCAGAUGAUGUGGAUCGCCGGGUCCAAUUUGGCAUUGAAAGUGGUGAGCCACUAGACUUCUUCCCCUCCCUCCACUGGAUUUGUAUCACAAGUUCCCCAGUUCCACUUCCCACACCCACCCAACGGGCCUUGCCUCUCCCCUCUGGUCCCAAAUUUUCUCUGUGAUGUUCACUAAGACUCAGACAUAUUUUGGCCUUCGGUGGUGGGAAGGAGGACGUACUGAGGAAGGAGGGCAGAGGGAGAGAGGUCAGGGUUGUCCCUAAGAAGUCAGCCCAGCUGCUGCCUGCGCUAGGUGGCUAGAGCUGUGCGUGACAUACGGAGGAAGAGGUGAGAGGAGAAAGGGGAUCCUGCCACUGGAACUAAAAUCGAAUUUACAGUUGGCUAUGAUCAUACCCUACCUCUUCCUAUCAGCACAGCAACACAGGUGGGUAGACUUGCUACUUAGCGGCACAGCCCAUGCCACCGCACGGACACACGUGCAGCUCUGAUACGCUGCCGUGGUCAUAUUCCUGCAGUGCCACCUGUGCGUCACACUGGACAGUUUGCCUCAGGCCCCCCAUUCCUUACAGAGUGACUUUGAGGAGGUGGAAGGUGGUGGCUGAUUCUCAUCACAGGGCUGGCCGGGGUCCCUCAAUGGCUGAUUGUCAUCUUCUCUUCCCCCGCCCUCCAACCGCCAGGGAAGCUCCAUGGUUUCCUCCGUGUUGGGGACCUGGUGAUCGUGGUGACAGGCUGGCAUCCUGGCUCUGGCUAUACCAACAUCAUGCGGGUGCUGAGCAUAUCCUGAGUCGUGUCCCCCCGCACCGAACUCUGGACCUCAUCCCUUCCCCAUUCCCUCCACCCAGUGCCCCUCCUAAGUCUUCUGCACUCCCAGUCCCCCCUGCCCAAGGCCACAUCUGCCAUCUAGCCCCAUUCCAGGUUCCCCUUCCCCCUCUCCAUUUCACACAGGCCCCGACCAGCCAUGGCCAGUUAAGCACUGGCCAUCAGGCAGCGCCAGCCAUACAUUCCCUGUACCUAAUGCUCUCAGAUGAGCCCUGAGAUGUUCUGAGCCUUUAAUCCCAGCUUAACUGUUUAAUUCAAUCCACCCAGCCCCCUCCCACUGCUCCCUAUACCUGGGGCUUGGGGGGAGAGGAACAGGACAAUCAUGUCCACAGUUAACACAAAACCAUAUUUGAAACAUA
Messenger RNA from Manis javanica (Malayan pangolin), 2775 nucleotides. Lineage: Eukaryota; Metazoa; Chordata; Mammalia; Pholidota; Manidae. The record is from RefSeq and is a predicted model, not a curated record.